This is a messenger RNA of Seminavis robusta, 1018 nucleotides long. The record is from the annotation of a GenBank genome assembly. NCBI's taxonomy places the organism in Eukaryota, Bacillariophyta, Bacillariophyceae, Naviculales, Naviculaceae.
GGGGUAUCUAUCAAAAGAAUUAUCUAUAUUAAAGACAAUGAUGGUCGACUCUAUGUAUAGUAAAUUGGCAUUAAUCUUUUUGGGACUACUGCUGGCGGCAGUGCACGGUAUGACCGAGACGCAUCGAGUGGAAGAACAUUUGAAGCGCUAUGGUGGAGACUGGCCUCCGGAGUACAUUCCCAACACUCCUGGCUGGAAGAGACAAAUGGAUAAGCGAUUCAAGCAAGUACUGGAAAUGGACAACCGUCACAAGAAAUACGAUGGUUGGAUGCAGACGGUCAACAUGGCCUUUUUGGCACCCAAUUUUACCGAAUAUGGAAUGGGGUUGGUGCGGGCACCCGAGGAUUUGACCCUAACGUUGCAGCACGAGAUUCGAACGGCCAUUAAAGAUGGCAAGACGCGGAAAGAACAUUCCAUUGAUGCCAUUGGAGGUCCCAAUGGAUGUGAUUUUGUCGAUCGGCCGGAUCUAACACAACGAGUCGUCACAGAGCUUCAGCCGUACACAGAGGCGUGGGUGGGUAUGCCGUUGCACCCAGUGCUUGCCUAUGGAUUCCGGCUGUAUCUUAACGAAAGUGAUCUAAACAUGCAUGUAGACAAAGCUCAAACCCACAUUAUAUCCAUGAUCUAUCACAUUGACCGAUCAGAGGAUUCACAGCCGUGGCCGGUUCUUAUCGAGGACUUUAAGGGCAAUACCCACGAGAUUGAGCUGCAACCUGGAGACAUUCUCUUUUACGAGAGCUCCAAAUGCCUACAUGGACGGCCGUCAAAAUACUACGGAAGCUGGUAUACAUCCGUAUUUGUUCAUUAUUAUCCCACCAAUGGAUGGAUGGAUACCGACCACAACAUGGAGUGUCAUUAUGCCAUCCCCCCUUGGUGGGACACGGAGGUCCCUCCCCAGGACAAGACGCAAGAACCGCUGGAUAUCCUAGGAACCAGUUUCAAGGAACACAACUGUCCCAAUGAAUGGCAUCGAACCAGGCCCUCAGACGCAUGCCCAAAGGAAAACGACGCUGGCUAA